Messenger RNA from Macroventuria anomochaeta, 1573 nucleotides. RefSeq lists its product as uncharacterized. Gene Ontology annotation, molecular function: cobalt ion transmembrane transporter activity; magnesium ion binding; cobalt ion binding. NCBI's taxonomy places the organism in Eukaryota, Fungi, Ascomycota, Dothideomycetes, Pleosporales, Didymellaceae. The record is from RefSeq and is a predicted model, not a curated record. Gene Ontology annotation, biological process: metal ion transport; transmembrane transport. The annotation marks the transcript as partial. The transcript has 3 exons. Gene Ontology annotation, cellular component: membrane.
CAUCAACAUGCCCGUCCAGCGCUCCAACAGAGAGAUACCGCACUCGGCUACAUAUGGCGACACAUACACCAAUGGCACUUGCUAUGACGGGGAUGUGCCACGGCCCUGGGAUCUGGACGCUCGUAAUAUGCCUUACCUAACUCACGUCAAACUGCUCUCGAGAUCUUGGCCAACACUGCGGCAUCUAGCGGAUUUCAUGGAAGUAGGGACUUCGCCGCUGCAGUGGAGGUAUCUGAGUUUGAGGGACAACCAAGAAGAGCGUAACUUACGCAUAAAGAAAACCGAAGUCACUUUCAUCGAAUAUCAACCAGAGACGGCGCCACAAGUAAUGCGCAUCGACUCAGCUGAAGGAAAAGCCGGACUCAAGGAAAAGUUGGACUCGUUGACGCAAGGAGCUGCCAAAACACCGCCGCUUCGUCUAUUCAUUGUCGAAGACCUGUCUCGUGAGGUCAUCGAACUUCUCGGAUCCAGAUUUGACGUGGACCCUCUUUUCUUCCGGGAGCAUAUUGAGGACUACGUGUGGCAUAACACUCGGGAUCCGUGGGCAAUGCCGCCAAGUUUGACGUCUAGUACCAGACAGCAAAACUCAUUCGAGGAUGCAAGAUGGGAGGCCAACAAGUGGAACGUGUUGCGACGUCCGGACAACGACAACAAUCAUUGGGCCCACAAAGACCAGCCUGGUGCUGUAGUUUCAAUCAUGCGAACUCGAACAACAAUUUGGAUUGGAAAAGAUAGAAGGUGCGGCAACGGUACUGUUGGUAUCGUACUCCUUGAUCCCACUCUUAAGCAGGGCAAGCCGCUUUGGCAUGACCGAACGAACUGGCUUCCCACAACGAGCAUGGAAAUCUCACCCCCUCCGAUCGAGCUAUCAAAAUCAUGGUAUGAUGACAUCGUUCAGAUGACCACCGUGUACCCAUGGUUCGAGGCUGCAUCUGGUCACAAGAUUGAACCGCAGGUUCUUGCCUACCCGACUCUCUUCACAAUAUGUGCCGAAUGGCUGCUUGUUUGCGACUACGUCAAGACACGACUCAGCCAGAUCGAGUGGGAAGUCGAGAUUCCGGACGUCUUCCGUCAUCACGACGAUACACGCUCAAAGAGUGAAGUCAUUGCUGACUCUUUGCAACGACUACACACGUGGCGACGCCAUAUCCCAGUAUUCCGAGACAUGGUCAACGAAGCAAUCAAGCAGGCGCUGCCGGCCGCGACAAGAUUGACCUCACAUCUCAACAUUGACGGAGGGGCAACCGAUGCUUUUGAAGAUAUCAAGCCCGACUUCGAACGUGUCUUGAAAGCACUUGAAGAGCUACAAGAUCGCGUUGACCGUUUGACUGAGGUCGUAACGUCGGAAAUAUCCCUCAAUGACUCGAGGCAAAGCAUAGAGGACAACCACAAUUUGACCCGUCUAACGUGGCUGGCAACCAUCUUUAUCCCACUGAGCUUCGUCUCUGCUUUCUUCAGCAUGAACGAGAGCGUUGCCGAUCUCAAAUACACUUACGGAUGGUUCUUCCUAACUGCUAUACCGUUCACAGCAAUUUGUUUGGCAAUUGCGCAAUUAGCAGGAGGAGGUGCUCUC